Molecule: messenger RNA, 1857 nt
Organism: Cavenderia fasciculata
Lineage: Eukaryota; Evosea; Eumycetozoa; Acytosteliales; Cavenderiaceae
Exons: 7
Coding region: 1-1857 (618 amino acids)
Molecular function (GO): protein binding
Source: RefSeq, a predicted model, not a curated record
AUGUAUAAUGCUUUGACAAUAACAGAAAUUGCAUCACAAAGCGAUUUCAAACGAUGGUCAGCAAAACAAGUAAAAGAAUGGGCUACAAAAGAAGUUCAAGUAAGAGAAGAAUAUGCCCAGAUGCUUCUUGAUAAUGAUGUGGAUGGAGAAAGUAUCGCAGUGUUUACAGAGGCUGAUUUUGGUAAAUGUGGCAUAGUCGUAGCACCUGCAAAGAAGCUCUAUCUGGCUGUUCAACAACUUUUAAUUCAACAAUCGCUAUCACAUCAGAUCAGCAGUGCAAGAGAGAAGAGAGCAUAUGAUCCACCAAUCAAAGAAAGUUUGCAAAAGUACAAGAAAUCAAAAGCAUUUAAUGAGAUGUAUCCACAAGAUCCUCUCUGUUCUUCUUCAUUGAGAACUCGUUUCAAGUUUGUUGAUGGAUUAAUUCAUAUCAUGGACAGAAAGAUCACAUCCGACUUACUGGAAGAUAUCAAAAAAUCCCUUGGAAAGGUAAAAGGCUUUUAUGUUCAAGGCCCACAAGGUGUCGGCAAGUCUCACUCACUCUAUCAAGUGAUUGCAAAGGAUGGGGAGAUUCUUUUGACAGAAACAUUUUUUUUUUUGGAUAUUGCACUCGUAGCAUUCGAGGUAGCUGGGGACAACUUUGUUCAAGAUUGGACAAGUAAACUCCUUCUUGAUGUAUCGCCACAAGGCAAUCUCAUCCUCCUUGAUCAAUUUCUCCACGAUAUGGCUGCACACUGUCGCACAAACAAUCUCUCGAUCUACAUGGUUUUUGACCAACACCACUCACUCACUGACGAACAAAGACUAACUUUUCCACUUUGUAUCAUCGAGGGGUCGCUUGUGACCAGUUCUUUGUGGAGCAGACUCUUGGUAGUCAUAUCUGGAUCUGCAAACAACAGGUACGCUCUCAAGGUUGCAACCGAUGGACAAUGGCCUAUUUUCCCAUUCAACAAUGGGUUCACAGAUGACGAGUACAACAAAUGGGCGAUAACCAAAAAGAUUAUAAACGAUCAAGACACCUUUGAUAAGGUCAAAUCAGUUACAUCUUUUAUUCCGGUCGAGGUACAACAGUUAUUAGAUUUGGAUACCACAAAAGACUUUUCACAAGUGGAUAACUCAAUCUUUUCGUAUACACAGAAAAAACGAAACCAGAUCACUCUCCAAGACAUCGCAUUUCAAAAUGAUUACCUUGGUGACCAACGUAUGCAGGAGAGAUUCAUUCGCUCCAUUUUAUUUAUGGAGCUCAAUCUACCCAUCCAAAUGGAAUCAAUCUUUAUCAACCACCAACUCAUGGUAUUGCGUGAUGGGUAUGUUUGUCCGCUUAUCCCGAUGGUCGUCCCUAUUUUGAAGAGCGCAUACUCGAAAACCGUACCCUACGACAUCAACUUGGCUCUAAUAUAUCAAUCCGUCUUUCGUGGCACCAUCGAUCUCACAUCUGACGCUCGUGGUCGCAUCGUAGAGCACUAUCUGAUUGAUAAGCUGUCAUCGGUGCGAAAGUUUUCAGUGCUCGCCAAAAAGAUCAACAUCGUCACCAAAAAAAGAGGCAAGCAAUUUUAUGAUAAUUUCGUACUCAGUGAUCAAAAGAUCACAGUUAAAGAUUAUCACACCAAAGAGUUCUGUGGUAACAAUAAGCAUCUAUUAUUGAUUGCAUCCCUGGUAAUUGUUGGAAUGAGCCAGCGAUAUUUCGAAAAGCAAUUAAUGAUGGGAAAUACGUUACAUCCAUUUUUAAUAUUUUGGAUAGAAAUUAUAAAGGUUACAGAUGGUGCAUUGAUAAAUAAUGAUUUGAUUGGUGCAAUAUUAAUUGUUUCCAUAAAAUUGGAUGGAUUUAGUUUUAUUUAUUUAAUCAUAUAUUCUCGAUAA